AUGAAGCCUGGUAUUAGAGGCAGGGAGAAAAUUGCUGAGGCUGCAGCAUAUUGUUCUCUUGCUUCUGCAGGAAACUUGCAGCGGCCUGCCACCGUCCGCAAUCUCCAGAAGCACAAAACCCUCGGAAAGCGCAAGCGCCUCGCCUCCAACUCACAGGUCUGCGAGUCCAUGUCGGAGCUGCUGGGAAAAGCGAUCACUCCGGCUGUCCUGAGGGACGCCAUGCGGGGGGACACGUUCCGGAAGCUUCGGCAGGAGGCGGGUCAGGCGGCACUGGACGAAGUGGGGGCCAAGCUUACGAGGGCGCUCGCGCUGGCGGGGCUUGAGUUGGGCGAUGGCAACCUGAAGAUGUACAGGGCGCUGUACAACUCUGUCAAGGGAGCCACAUGUGACGCCGGGUACAAGGCGUCCCAUCUGCCGAACCCCCAUCAAGUGAAUCUUGAAAGACAGGAUCUCAUCUCCAAGGUUCCCACACUGCUGGGGGAAGUGGACUCCUUCACUGCACAUCGUCUUGUCUAUGACAAGGAGAAGAAGCAGACGGUGCGCCAGGAUACGAAGGAGAACGUUUGGAUCAGGACCAAUCAGGCCUUGUCCACUCUCGUCCGUUUUUACGGGAUCACGCCUGAAAGCUUGAAGGACAAGAAAUUGCAGCCCUGCUUGAAAGUGGACGAGUGCAAGUGGGUGUCCGAGAAGAACCUGGAGCGUUUCACGCUUACCAUGCUGAACGGGGGCUUGGACGAGGACAUGCAGGCAUGGUGGUCUGUGCAGUCCGAGAAGGACAUCUGGACCCUGGGGGCCUACGAGGUGGACAAGGAGAACCACGACACGCUGAAGUGGAACAUGUCCUUCUCGGACUUGUCCACGACGAUCGAGCGCCACAACAGCGGAAGGAAGCUCGUGGUGGAGGGCGUCGGUGAGUUCGAAGUGGAGUGGCACCUCGCGGGGGACCUGAAAACACUAAAAGCGCUGUACGGUACGAGCUCGGGCGCGAACGCGAAGUUCGCGUGCAUCUACUGCCUCCAGCAGCGGAAGAACGGGUCUUGGGGGAGAGCGUGUGCGUGUCCCCAAGGCGAACCGCCGGAUCGAGACAGUCAGGAGAACGUGGCGAAGCAAGGGGGCGUAGGGGGGGGCGAAUGGGAUCCGAUUCUGCCGAUCCCGCUCACGCGGGUCCACAUGUGCACAAUGCACGCCGAGAACCGGAUCAUCGAGAAGCUCGUCCACCUCCCUGUGUCGCAUGUCUGGAACGCGAGCGGGGAUUCGCCCGGGCGCGGGGGCCGCGUUUGA
Molecule: messenger RNA, 1281 nt
Organism: Klebsormidium nitens
Lineage: Eukaryota; Viridiplantae; Streptophyta; Klebsormidiophyceae; Klebsormidiales; Klebsormidiaceae
Source: the annotation of a GenBank genome assembly